This is a messenger RNA of Nematolebias whitei (Rio pearlfish), 4561 nucleotides long. It is a transcript of the gene hipk2, whose product is annotated as homeodomain interacting protein kinase 2. The transcript is spliced from 15 exons. Gene Ontology annotation, molecular function: transcription corepressor activity; protein tyrosine kinase activity; protein serine/threonine kinase activity. Lineage: Eukaryota; Metazoa; Chordata; Actinopteri; Cyprinodontiformes; Rivulidae. The record is from RefSeq and is a predicted model, not a curated record. Gene Ontology annotation, biological process: smoothened signaling pathway; intrinsic apoptotic signaling pathway in response to DNA damage by p53 class mediator; positive regulation of transcription by RNA polymerase II. Bases 435 to 4187 code for a protein of 1250 amino acids. Gene Ontology annotation, cellular component: cytoplasm; nucleus; PML body.
CGCUCCACUCUGCGCCCUGAGCAGCAAACUCGCUGCGCUCGGAGCCGCAGCCGCCUGCGCUGCAACUUUUGCAGAGACUCCUCACUCCACAGACAUGUCGCACAAUAGCUGAAGUAAGCCUGUCACCGUGGCUCAUCCUCCGAGCCUCACAGACACACGCCGCCGGUGGGGAUUUUAAGGAAGCUCCUCUUCUUCUGCCGCCCUCCUCCUCCUCCUCCUUCCUCCUCCUCACCGUCGGAUCCCGGAGGUUUGAAGCCCGCCUGGAGAUGCAUCAGGAGCGUUUUGUCCACUAAUGAACGGGGCCAGUAAUGCAGGAGACCGCGGCGACCCUCUCAUCAUCAUCACCAGUGUUUCAAGAUGGCAGGGUUUUACUGAGUUUUAAACACAAAGCUCGCUUUAUUUGUUUGCCAUGAAUAACAGAAACCCUUGCACCGAUGGCCCCUGUAUACGAAGGUAUGGCCUCGCAAGUGCAAGUGUUCUCCCCUCACACUCUCCAGUCAAGUGCCUUCUUUAGCGUAAAGAAACUCAAGGUGGAGCAGAGUUGUAACUGGGAUAUGACAGGGUACGGCACGCACAGCAAAGUCUACAGCCACAACAGCAGCAAGAACGUAUCGACCACCAGUGGUGCCCUUGGCAUCAACAGCUCCCUGCAGGUUGCCAGCUCCACCCUGCCCUACGAGCAGGCUCUCUUCUUCCCAGCCAGCGCUGGCCACAUUGUGGUGGCCUCAGCCAGCAGCACUUCAGGGGCCAUCGGCUCUCUGUUGGGCAGCAGCGGUGGAGGCAACAGCAGCAGCAACAGCAGUGGUGGUGGAAGUGGAAGUGGCUUGGGCAGCGGAGUUGGUGUUCACAACUUGACACGCCGCAGCACGGUGAGUCUACUAGACACUUACCAGCGAUGCGGACUAAAACGCAAGAGUGAAGAGCUUGACAAUAACAGCAGCGUGCAGAUCAUCGAGGAACAAGGCCCACGAAUGAUUCAGAACGGAGGAACUAGCGGAGCCACAGUGGCUACAGUGGCCACUGCCACUUCCACUGCAACCUCCAAAAACAGUGGCUCCAAUAAUGAGGGAGACUACCAGCUGGUUCAGCACGAGGUGCUCUGCUCCAUGACCAAUACUUACGAAGUAUUAGAGUUCUUGGGAAGAGGAACUUUUGGACAGGUGGUUAAGUGCUGGAAGAGGGGAACAAAUGAGAUAGUGGCCAUUAAAAUCUUAAAGAACCACCCUUCUUAUGCACGGCAGGGCCAGAUUGAGGUCAGUAUCCUGGCACGUCUCAGCACGGAGAGCGCAGAUGACUACAACUUUGUGAGGGCCUACGAGUGCUUCCAGCACAAAAACCAUACGUGCCUGGUAUUUGAGAUGUUGGAACAGAACUUGUACGACUUCCUCAAACAGAACAAGUUCAGUCCUUUGCCUCUCAAGUACAUCAGACCCGUGCUUCAGCAGGUAGCCACAGCACUUAUGAAACUGAAGAGCCUUGGGUUGAUCCAUGCGGACCUGAAGCCAGAGAACAUCAUGCUCGUGGAUCCAUCUCGACAGCCCUACAGGGUUAAAGUCAUUGACUUUGGUUCAGCCAGCCAUGUUUCCAAAGCAGUCUGCUCCACUUACCUUCAGUCCAGAUACUACAGGGCUCCAGAGAUCAUCCUUGGCCUGCCGUUCUGUGAGGCCAUCGACAUGUGGUCGCUGGGUUGUGUAAUAGCUGAGCUCUUCCUGGGAUGGCCUCUUUACCCCGGAGCUUCAGAGUACGACCAGAUCCGAUACAUCUCCCAGACGCAGGGUCUUCCGGCAGAGUAUCUCUUGAGUGCAGGGACAAAGACAACCAGGUUCUUCAACAGAGAUCCAGACUCCACUUAUCCUCUCUGGAGACUAAAGACUCCGGAGGACCACGAGGGGGAAACAGGAAUCAAAUCCAAGGAGGCUCGCAAGUACAUCUUCAACUGCUUGGAUGACAUGGCCCAGGUGAACAUGACAUCAGAUUUAGAAGGGAGCGACUUGCUGGCAGAGAAAGCUGACAGGAGAGAGUUCAUCGACCUGCUGACCAAGAUGCUGACCAUCGACGCAGACAAGAGAAUCACCCCCAUUGAAACGCUCAACCACCCAUUUGUUACCAUGUCGCAUCUCCUCGAUUUCCCACACAGCACACACGUAAAGUCAUGCUUCCAAAACAUGGAGAUCUGCAAGCGUCGUGUCAACAUGUACGACACAGUCAACCAGAGCAAAACGCCCUUUAUCACCCACGUGGCCCCUAGCACCUCGACCAACCUCACCAUGACCUUCAACAACCAGCUGAACACUGUGCACAGCCAGGCCACCAACCUGGCUCCCUCCUCCACCAACAAUGCCACCCUUUCCUUUGCAAGUCCUGAUGUCUCCAUACUAAACUACCAAUCUGCACUCUACCAGCCCUCUGCUGCCUCCAUGGCGGCUGUGGCCCAGAGGAGCAUGCCCCUGCAGCCGGGGGCUCCACAGCUCUGUGCUGCCCGGCCCGACCCCUUCCAGCAGGCGCUCAUAGUCUGCCCACCAGGUUUCCAAGGGCUGCAGGCAUCACCUUCCAAGCACACCAGUUACUCUGUGCGGAUGGAGAAUGCUGUUCCCAUAGUGACGCAGGCACCUGGUGCCCAGCCUCUGCAGAUCCAGCCUAGCCUCCUCACACAGCAGGCCUGGCCCAGCGGCACCCAGCAGAUCCUUCUGCCUCCAGCAUGGCAGCAGCUCACCCAUACCUCAGUCCAACACGCCACCGUCAUCCCAGACUCCAUGAGCAGCACUCAGACUCUCGCCAACUGGAGGAAUUCCCACCCUCAUGGAAGCCACUAUAAUCCCAUUAUGCAGCAACCAGCCUUGCUGACUGGUCAUGUCACUCUCCCACCCAACCAAACUCUCAAUGUGGGAGUGGCGCAUGUCAUGAGGCAGCCCACAACCAAUAACAACUCAUCUUCCAAAAAGAGCAAACAGCACCAAAUGUCCUCCAGGAACGUGUCAGCCUACGAGGUGUCGUCCUCUCAGGUGGUGCUGUCGCCGCAGCGCUCCAAGCGGGUGAAAGAGAACACGCCUCCUCGUUGUGCUGUGCUGCAAAACAGCUCAGCCUCCAACUGCCCGCCCGCACUAGGAUGCGCUGGUGGAGGCGGGUGGGGGACUAAUGAAGCAGAGCAGGCUUCCAGCACCACUCGUGACCAUCAGCACCAGCACCACGUCCCCAGACAGACCAUCAUCAUCCCUGACACACCCAGCCCUGCGGUCAGCAUCAUUACCAUCAGCAGCGACACGGACGAGGAAGACGAACAGAAACAAAAUAACAGCUCGUCUUCUAAACAGAGAAAGAAUGUCAUCAGCUGUGUGACGGUCCAUGAUUCACCGGAGUCUGACUGUUCGAGCAACACCAGUCCCUACACUUUGCAGUCAAGACGCCACCACCAUCACCACCACCACCACAACAACAACAACAGCUACGACACAAAAACUACCAUCCUAGAUAACUACAAUAAUGGGAACCCACGCACCAUCAUCAUCCCCCCUCUUAAAAUGCAGAACAGUGAGGUCUUGAAUGAAUGUGAGCACCUGAUGUCAGCAGAUGGAAUGAAUCAUCAGAAUUCAUCUUACAAGUUGAAAUCCUCCAAUGGAUCUGGCAAUAAUCACAUACUGGGAGGCGUAACUGGAGGUGUUUCCUACCGGCAGCAGCGCUCAGGGCCACACCCACUUCAGCAGCAGCCUCUCAAUCUCAGCCAGGCACAGCAGCACAUGGUGGCUGAGCGGAACGCAGGACAUCGGCGACAACAGGCCUACAUCACCCCGAACAUUGCUACCCAAGCCCAGUACUCCUUCCAUCACAACAGUCCAUCUCACGCAGGCAAUGUUCACCCACAUCUGGCUGCCACACACCUGCCCAGCCAGCCACACCUCUACACCUACACAGCCCCCACUGCUUUGGGCUCCACCAGCACCGUGGCCCAUCUGGUGGCAUCACAGGGGCCGGGGCGCCACGCAGUCCAGCAUGGGACCUACCCCCCGAGCAUCGUGCACCAGGUUCCGGUCAGCAUGAGCCACCGCGUGCUGCCCUCGCCCACCUUGCAUCACAGCCAGUACCAGGCCCAGUUUGCUCACCAGGCCUACAUCAGCGCUUCACCUGCCUCCACCGUCUACACUGGAUACCCGCUGAGCCCCACCAAGGUUAACCAGUAUCCUUACCUCUAGAGCAGACACUGACACUGGAGAGCCUGACACAGAGCUGCUGCUUCCUUUCAGCGCCCCCAUCCCCCAAUCCCACACAGAAUUCCCAUCUACACCCUUAACGUCCUCUCCUCGACCUCAGACAUAAACAGAGACAGAGGAACAUGCAAUCCUCAUGGAACUGUCAUGUAUAACUUGAAGAAAAAACAGAAAGACAAAGAAAAGUACGAUUCAUAGCUUCUUUUGAAGGGAAAGAUGGCUUUUGAAUUUUAGAGGGGUACAGUUCAAAUUUUACUUUUUUUUUUUCUCUUCUUUAGGAAGGGCCAGAUUUUGCUUUUGUUUGCCCACGUUUUGCUUUACUUACGAAAAGAAUUCUGGCUCGUUAGUUUUACGAGGAA